GGUUGUGAGAGUGGACUUGAAAGAAAAAGCAAAGCCUCGACCUCCAGCACUUAAUACUGUAGAGUUGAUGCGUGUUGCCAGUUCUGGUCUUGGAAUGGGUCCUCACCAUGCCAUGACAAUUGCUGAGAGAUUGUACACCCAAGGUUAUAUUUCAUAUCCAAGAACAGAGACAACACAUUAUCCAGAAAACUUUGAUCUUAAAGGAGCUUUAAGAAUUCAAGAUAAUCAUAGCGACUGGGGUCACAUUGUGCGAGAUAUUUUGAAAGAAGGAAUCCAACGACCCAAGAAGGGUCACGAUGCAGGUGAUCACCCUCCCAUUACUCCUAUGCGGUGUGCUGACAAAAGCCAGCUAGAUCACGAUUCAUGGCGACUUUAUGAGUACAUUACAAAACAUUUCAUUGGUUCACUCAUGCCAGAUUGUAUAUACAUGAGCACAACCAUUAUCAUCACAAUUGCUUCAGAAAAUUUUACUAUAAGUGGAAAGCAGUUGAUUGAUCCUGGCUUCACAAAGGUUAUGGAUUGGCUGGCUUUACAAGAUGAAGAGAGCCUGCCUGAUGUAAGAGCUGGUGAUGAAAUUACUAUUAUGGAGUCAAAACUAGCUGAAAGGCAGACAUCCCCCCCAGAUUAUCUAACAGAAGCUGAAUUGAUCAGUUUGAUGGAGAAGCAUGGUAUUGGGACAGAUGCUUCCAUUCCAGUUCACAUUAAUAAUAUAUCUCAGAGGAACUAUGUAACUGUCUCAUCUGGACGAAGGCUUGUUCCCACCAACCUUGGCAUUGUACUUGUGCAUGGUUAUCAAAAAAUUGAUCCAGAUUUGGUUUUGCCAACAAUGAGAAGUGCUGUUGAGGAGCAGCUUAAUCUAAUUGCCCUAGGAAAAGCAGACUUCAAUUCUGUUCUUCAUCACACACUUGAGAUAUUCCAACUAAAGUUCCAUUAUUUUGUCAAGAACAUCCAGAAUAUGGAUGAACUUUUCGAGGUCUCGUUUUCUCCACUCUCUGCAAGUGGACGACCCCUGUCAAGAUGUGGAAAAUGCCGUCGCUACCUCAAGCUAGUUGAAACUAAGCCUGUGCGCCUGCAUUGUAUGACAUGUGAUGAGACAUUUGCUGUGCCCCAGAAUGGUGUGAUUCGAGAGUUUCAGGAAAAUAGAUGUCCUCUGGAUGAUUUCCAACUUUUGAUGUGGUCAGGUGGAGCCAAGGGGAAGAGCUAUACCUUCUGUCCAUACUGCUACAACAAUCCCCCUUUCCCGGACAUGUCCAAAGGUUGGGGAUGUAACAUCUGUCCUCAUCCAACGUGCCAUUACAGUCGUGAUAAUUUGGGAAUAUCACAGUGCAUGGAAUGUCCUACAGGCAUUCUUGUUUUAGAUCCUUCUUCAGGACCAAAAUGGAAGUUGGCUUGUAACAGGUGUGAUGUUAUUAUCAACUUAUUUGAUAAAGCCAGUAGAGUGCAGGUGCUGGAAGAUGUUUGUGACGACUGUGGAUCACAGUGUGUUACUGUGGAAUACAGAGAGGGCAAAAGCAAGCUCAAGGAUGGACAGUUGACUGCAACUGGAUGUAUUUUCUGCAGCUGCACUCUCACUCCUCUCGUUGAAAAGCAUAGAGCUUCUCAGGAAAGUGGGCGUGGUAGAGGGAGAGGAAGAGGGGGACGUGGUAGAGGAGGUCCUAGAGGUGGGAGAGGAGGUGGAAGAGGCAGCCGAGGACGGGGAGGUGGAAGGGGACGUAGAUAGCUUUCAUUGUAGUCUAUUAAAUGUCUAUUUAUAUUUCUUUGUAAUAUAAGUGUGCAGUAAGUGUAGCAAUAGUAUUUAUGAAUACUAUAAAAUUUAGGAAAUUAUAGGUGGUCCAUAGCAUAUGAUGAUCAGGUUUUACAUAGGAGACUAAAGAUUUUAUUUUAUUUUGUUUAGGCUCUCUAGUGUUUUAUAAGUCAUUUGCAAAUAUUGUAAUUGCUUGUUUACUGUUUCCAUUAAAUAUUUUGAUAUGUA
Molecule: messenger RNA, 1972 nt
Organism: Macrobrachium nipponense
Lineage: Eukaryota; Metazoa; Arthropoda; Malacostraca; Decapoda; Palaemonidae
Product: DNA topoisomerase 3-beta-1-like
Biological process (GO): DNA topological change
Cellular component (GO): nucleus
Molecular function (GO): DNA topoisomerase type I (single strand cut, ATP-independent) activity; DNA binding
Source: RefSeq, a predicted model, not a curated record